AUUGUUUUCCAGCUCUAACCGCAGCAUAUUAACAAAAACAACACAUAUUUUGCAUGUGAUGGUUAAAACUCGGCAUUAAUAUAAUAGUUAAGUGCAAUGGAGUCAAUGACAGCGUAUAACAAACACUCGCCCAAUUGAGGCGUCAUCUUACUAUUAUUAUCAACGACGUGCCACUUCCAUACCCAAUUUACCGUUUCCAUGCUAGAGAUAAAAACUGUUGUGUCUUCGUCUUCAGCCAUAGGCAGAGUGUCGUCAUGGGCUGCAUAACGAGCACCAAUAAACUGCAUGAACUUCGCCAGGAAAAUGUGUUUCGAGUGCGUGUCGCCCAUCUGCAGCCCAGCGGACCAGAGGCACCAAUUAUACGCAGCGGUUACUUGGAAUUGACCCCGCGUGAAUUGAUCUUCUUGACACCCGGCUACGAUCCAAUUGUCUGGGCGCUGCAGCAUCUGCGACGUUAUGGACUGAAUGGCGAUCUCUUCUCGUUUGAAGCAGGGCGUCGUUGCAUGUCGGGGCCAGGCAUCUAUACUUUUCGCAUCCACAAUGCGGAGCAAUUAUAUCCGAUGUUUCAACGCUACAUCAAUGCUGUCAACACAGAUGCCUUUGCCCAGGUGGAACGCGAGCGGGAACGCGUCAAUUCUACCCACUCGGUAUCCGUGCUCAUGGGUCGCAGUGAUGUGCAGCCGCACAGCAAUAAUUACUUGGAACCGGCUCCGAUGAUGGCGCGUGCAGCGCUUCAAGUGCAGCAGUCUGCAAAUGAGUUGAGUGCAAGCGCCACCAACGACUCACCCGAGCAGCUCCCCAAUCUACAGUUAAAUAUGGGCGAGAUGAGUGCGACAACGGCGACUGGUAAUCUGCAGUCGCCCAUCACACCAGGCGCCUACAUAAAUACGAACACGAAUGUCUACUUCGAUCAGCCACUGCAGCGGUUGCUACAGGAGCAGAACAGUCGCAGCUCGCCAUCCGAAGCCACGCCCACCUCCUCAAACAGCGGAUUUAGCACGAUGCGGCGACAGCAGCCAAUAUCAGCGGACUUGCCACCGCAGGAGUCGGCACCAGCACUGAACGAAACGCUGCGUCUGUAUGCGAAUGUGGAGACGCCACGCGAGCGGCAGCUAUUCGAGACACCGCUGGGCUCGGCGGGUUGCAAUGAACGUUGUUAUGAGAACAUAAAUCGGUUGGAUUUGCCACUGUUGCCGCGUGAUUGCUCUCAACAGUCGGUAGCAUCCAUCACGCAGGUGCAGCAGCAACAACAGCAGCAGCAGCAGCCGCCACAGCCAGUUACACCCACCAGCUUGCCGGGAGUGAACUAUAUAGUGCUGGACUUGGAUCAGCCACGCAGUCCAGCGCAGAGUUCCCCCAAAACUGUGACCAAUGGCUUUGGCAGCGGCCUCUCGCUGACAGCGGCAGCAACAGCGCCCGUUACGCCCGAAGGACAAAUUACAACGGAUCCCACGCAAUCUGCACAGAAUCGCACAUCGAAUGCUGUAGCAACUGCACAGCCAGCAACAGCGACAACGACAGCGGCCGAAACUGUGGCUACACAAGGCUACUCGACGAUCGACUUUAUACGCACCUAUGCGCUGAACAAAUCCUCGACGGCGCCCACGAAUCACGACGGUGAGGUGGCUACAAUCUGUCAACCACAGCAGCAGCAUCAGGACCAUACGCAUGAAGACUGUGAGCUGCGCAUCACAAGGCAUAGCAAAUGUGUUCGGAAAGCCUACUCGAUAAGUGAAUAACAGGAAGAGGACGAGUGCAGAGUGACGAGUAAUAAUUAACUUGUGGUAAAUGACGAGUAAUAAGUAACUGGAGCCGGGUGAGGAAUAACAACCAAAGAGUCAUUUGUCGAGAGUGAAGAGCGAAAAGUCACUUGUGACGUAUGAAGAGUAACUAGUACAACUGAACCAUAGUAUGAAGACUGUAA
This is a messenger RNA of Drosophila sulfurigaster albostrigata, 1924 nucleotides long. RefSeq lists its product as uncharacterized. The transcript has 2 exons. Lineage: Eukaryota; Metazoa; Arthropoda; Insecta; Diptera; Drosophilidae. Bases 255 to 1739 code for a protein of 494 amino acids. The record is from RefSeq and is a predicted model, not a curated record. Gene Ontology annotation, cellular component: cytoplasm. Gene Ontology annotation, biological process: cell surface receptor protein tyrosine kinase signaling pathway.